Messenger RNA from Heterobasidion irregulare TC 32-1, 1533 nucleotides. RefSeq lists its product as uncharacterized. NCBI's taxonomy places the organism in Eukaryota, Fungi, Basidiomycota, Agaricomycetes, Russulales, Bondarzewiaceae. The transcript is spliced from 9 exons. The coding region runs from base 88 to 1464 and encodes 458 amino acids. The record is from RefSeq and is a predicted model, not a curated record. Gene Ontology annotation, molecular function: catalytic activity.
AUCGACGAUUAUAAAAAGCGCUGGGCUUGGAGAGGGCAGCACCAUCCCACGAAUCUCGGAUAACCACAAACCUUGAUUUGGAAUACCAUGUUGUCUCGCUCAGCUCAAUACAGGGCCUCUUUUCGUACCUUUCAGGGCUUUCCAUCAUCUCUGCGCAAGCUGACAAUAGUGCCGCCUGACACUCCCGACAAUCUCCCACUGACCGGCAUUCGUGUCCUCGAGCUUGGACAGUUAAUCGCUGGCCCAUUCGCAGGUCAGCUUCUUGGACAUUUCGGUGCUGAAGUGAUCAAAGUCGAACCACCGGUAACGGGAGAUCCGCUGCGCAUUUGGCGCGAACUCGACGUCGAUGGCACGAGUCCGUGGUUCCGCAGCCUGGGAAGGAAUAAAAAGAGUGUCACUAUUGAUAUGCGAAAAGAGGAGGGACGCGCAUUGGUGAAGAAGCUGGCGCUUCAAUCAGAUGUGGUCAUCGAGAACUUCAAACCUGGAACUCUCGAGAAGUGGGGGCUUGGUCCUGAAGAUCUUCGGCCUCUGAGCCCAUCCCUCAUUUUCACCCGUGUUUCUGGAUACGGACAGACUGGACCCUGGUCCACGCGCCCUGGGUACGCCUCGGUGUGCGAGGCCGAGUCUGGGUUUCGAUAUAUCAACGGGUUCCCAGAUCCGAAGACAGGUGCGCUUGCAGGACCACCUGUGCGCCCGAAUAUCAGUCUCGGGGAUUCCGUGGCAGGUUUGCAUGCUGCUUUUGGCACGGUUCUCGCUCUAUUCGCCCGGCGCGUGAAGCAAGACAAUGGUCUAGCGAGAGGAUCAACCGUCGACGUUAGCAUCUUGGAGAGUAUGCUGAACCUUAUGGAAGGGAUUAUUCCUGAAUAUGACCGCAAGGGAAAAGUUCGCGGUCCCUCUGGCUCCUCCAUCACCGGCAUUGUGCCGACUAAUGCCUAUCCUUGCCUUCCCUCCCCUUCGACACCAACCACACCGGCCUAUGUUAUCAUUGGCGCCAAUGCUGACUCCAUGUACGAACGCCUCAUGGUCACCAUCGGCAGGUCGGACCUCAUAGGACCCGAUUACAAGCGCAACAACCACCGGGUCGAUCGGCAAGAGGAGAUUGAGCACACUAUUUCGGAUUGGACAAAGAAAAGGCACGCGGAGGAGGUGUUGGAAACACUGAAGAAGAUCGGUGUGCCCGUCGGACGGGUCGUCAACGUGAAAGAUAUUGUUGAAGGCGAGCAGAUCAAGGCGCGCGGAAGUAUUGAAGAUGUUUGGGUCGGAAAGGGGAAGCAAGAGGAAGGGGGAGACGGAUGGACUGUGAAAAUGCCUAUGGUUGCACCGGUCUUAGAAGGAUGCGAUGCAAAGACGAGGUGGGCCGGGCCGGAUUUGGGCCAACACAACAGGGAAGUUUUGGUAGACAGGCUUGGGCUUUCGGAGGAGGAGAUGGAGAGGCUGGUUGAACAAGGUAUCAUCGGCGCAUAAAGUACAUAGUGAAUGUAGUUUGUUCCGUGUGACAUUCAAUUUCGACCAACGUCCACAAGUGGAAUAUCU